CAUGCAGUACGUCCGAGAUUGUGCGUCGGACAUACAAUACUAAUAUUUGAUCUUCAGCGAGGCCGCACCUGCUUGUAAAGAGCCUAUCACAUAAUCAUGCUGCCAUCCCCUUUCUAUACUCCGCCGUCGCCGAUUCGGCAGUACGGCGGUGACAGAGCGAAAUCCGCGGCUCCAACAAGGCCGCUAUCUAGCCGAACACCACGACCACAUCGGAUUCUUUCCGCACCGGGAUCAAGGCCAGAGGCAGUGCGACCUCGCACAGCCCGCUCUGUGAAUGUUGUGUUCAGCCGCUCAGACUCCGCUCGGACAGAUCGGACGAGGAGGGACAGUGUGUUCAGUCCGUGGACGUCUCGGGCUGCUAGUGCUCGGCAGAAAUGGGAUAGCGCUGCGUUGGAGGAUUUCUCACAUCUGGAGCUGGAGGAGGAUGAGCAGAUUGCUUGGAGUAGACUUCAAGAGAGGGAUUCGGCUCUCGCUCAGGAGAAGGACGCUCAGGUUCAGGAUGUCCUCAUGCCUCGCAUGCUCCCAAGAGCAGCAGAGCAACAAGCAACAUCGGAGAAUGAGGUGAAAUUCGAAAGCAAGCGACCUGGUACAUGGAGGUUGAGUCCCUCAGAGGAGAACCGUGCACGACCAAAAUCAGCGAAAGCCGUAGCGAAGCAGUUAAGACAGCAUCCUGUCACCAACCAGCAAUCAGAUGCAGCUCCGAGAAGGCUUACGACCUCCGGUACCCCGAUAACGCCGAAGCCUGUGUCUGUAGCGCCAUUUCACACUACCCACAUCCCCUCUCUGCGAAGGAGCAUACAACCCAAACUCGAUGUAAACGUGGAUGUGAUUAAUCAAGAAGGGCUGUUUCCACUGAUGGAUCGCGGGAGGAUACCGCACACGGCAGACGUCAGUCGGUGCUUGCUGGAUGGACUGGUAACCAGCUUGAGGGCGUCUCAACCGUCGGCAAAGGAGAGCGACGUACCGAAGAGUACGCAUGUUGAGCUGGAAGCUAGAAAGCCGCCUCUCAUCACUAUCGAUGUGCCAGUAGCUGCUCUAGCCUCUCCAACCCCGUGUCCAUCUACGCCAACGAAUUCGAAGGUGCAAAGCUUAGGCAACUUGAAAGAAACGGCGGUCACAACGGAGGCCCCGGAGAACGUUGACAAAACCGAAUUUCUCAUCUACGACGGUGUCACCGUCGAGACCUCGCCGACCUACCAGUGGUUUGCGGAUAGCACAGAGGCGCCUAUGCUAGCAAAGGGAUUGAUUCUAGAUCGCAUGGAGACGUUCUGUAGGAAAUAUGGAAUCGGUUCAGCGGAAGUCAGCUGCCGAGCCGUCUUCCGCCUGUUAGAACGGCCGCUCGUGUUGCCGAUCACUCGGGACGAUUUGUUAGGCUGUCUGGCGAACGGCCAGAAGAUCCGCAAAGCUCUGCGACUCCCGGAGCAUCGCUUCCACGAUCCAGACGCCGCACCUACUUUGAUCCAAUCCUGGUGGCGUAUGAUGAAACUCAGACAUGCGUAUACCUAUCGUAUCCGCCGCGUGCGAGCUGCCAAAGUCUUGUGGGGGUACUGGCGGCUUAGAAGAGCAGGGUGGGAGAUGCGACGGCGAAUCAACGAAAAACGCAUCACCCAUCUCGAGGUAUGCACGAAGUUGACGCUGAAGCUCAAGCGCGAGUGGAACCGAAACUAUAAGAACAGUAAAAGGAUCAUGAUUCAUUUACCGCCGAGAAUUGCGAGCGAGGCGGAAUAUCGGUUUCCGGAUCUAGGAAGACUCAUGGACUUGAAGGACUCUGAGACGACACUUGUUCUGAUCACACCGGUUCCGUAUGCUAGUGUCAAGGACCAAGUACAGCACUACAUGCAAAUGUCCUUCAGCGCAACAAACUCCGUCCGCCUCCACAACCUAUACCCCGAAGCGCUCCCGAUAUUCAAAGGGCCUAGUUCACCUGCAUCCUGGGUUCUCGCGUCGCCGUCGGUGAUGCGGAUUCUAAGGGAGCUGACGAGCAAUCGGGAAUGUGUGCUGAUACCUGAUGCGGUCGGCAGCGCAGAGAUACAGCUCAGUGCGGAACUUAAAAUACCAUUGAUGACACUUCCAUCGAGCGCAUCAGCAACAUGCACAGCUUCCAAAUUGAGGAAAUUCUUGGAGGUGGCCGGUGCUCCCACUCUUCCUGGAAUCGCUCUACAAGAUGCCUCGCGUGACAGAUGGGUGUCUACGUUGCAAGAUCUGGUAAAAGAGCAUCCGGAGAUCCGAUUAUGGCGGCUCGACGUUGAUAUACCCCGACACAAGCUUGUUCCGGCGCGGCCGGAUCACCCGGAGCGCACGCCGGUGCCUAUGCCCACCGUUAUGUAUAUAGGUUCGUGCGGCUGUCACUUCGCCUUUCCUUCCCCACAUUGUUCACUUCAAUCUCGAUCAUACGGGAACAGAGUCAAAAGACAACAUCCAAUCAGUUCUGCAAGAUGUGCUUACUAGCCCUACAGGCGACUCGGGCGCGAUCCAGGCCGCUGGAGCCGACAUAGACGUCGGCUGGGGACUGCGCGCUCAACAACGACAUUCAGUGUGUGUACUAGUUGAACCUGAUGGAGAUGUGUCUGUCCUGGGCAGCUGCGACCAUUAUACCAGCUCAAGACCCCGCAACGGUGCU
Molecule: messenger RNA, 2620 nt
Organism: Fimicolochytrium jonesii
Lineage: Eukaryota; Fungi; Chytridiomycota; Chytridiomycetes; Spizellomycetales; Powellomycetaceae
Exons: 15
Coding region: 97-2448 (783 amino acids)
Source: RefSeq, a predicted model, not a curated record